Messenger RNA from Quercus robur (English oak), 1445 nucleotides. RefSeq names its product protochlorophyllide reductase. The transcript has 5 exons. The record is from RefSeq and is a predicted model, not a curated record. NCBI's taxonomy places the organism in Eukaryota, Viridiplantae, Streptophyta, Magnoliopsida, Fagales, Fagaceae. Gene Ontology annotation, molecular function: protochlorophyllide reductase activity. Bases 105 to 1307 code for a protein of 400 amino acids.
UUACCACCUUAUCUCUCCUAACAGGAAAGAGAGAAAUAAAUGUUCCUCUUACAACAUUUAAGUUCCAGUCAGCAAAUUACAUUUUUUAACAAUUCUAGUGUCUCAUGGCUCUGCAAGCAGCACUUUCAGUUCCAUCUGCUAUCUCCAUCCACAAAGAGGUGAAGUCUAAUGUUUCUCUCAAGGAGUCAGGUCUAUUUGGAGUUUCAGUCUCAGACCCCCUCAAAGCUGAAAUCAAGUGUCCUCUGAUAAGGAAGCAGGAAGUUGGAAAAAGGAAACUACUUGUUGGAACCAUUAGAGCCCAAACAGCAACUACAAGUCCAACAAUUGGCGAGGCAGCACCAGAAGCAAAGAAAACCUUGAGAAAGGGCAAUGUCAUAAUUACUGGAGCCUCCUCUGGGUUAGGGCUGGCCACAGCCAAGGCUUUAGCCGAUACAGGGAAAUGGCAUAUAAUUAUGGCAUGUAGGAAUUUCCUCAAGGCUGAGAGAGCAGCUAAAGCAGCUGGCAUUGCCAAAGAGAACUAUACAGUUAUGCAUCUUGAUCUUGCCUCCCUGGACAGCGUCCGGCAAUUUGUAGAGAAUUUCCAUCGAUUGGGUAGGCCACUUGAUGUGCUGGUUUGCAAUGCGGCUGUCUACUUACCCACAGCUAAGGAGCCAUCUUUCACAGCCGAGGGGUUUGAACUGAGUGUUGGGACAAACCAUCUUGGCCACUUCCUCCUCUCUCGAUUACUGCUUGAUGACAUGAAGCAAUCAGAUUUCACUUCCAAGCGUGUCAUAAUUGUUGGUUCCAUCACAGGUAAUACAAACACCUUGGCUGGGAAUGUACCACCAAAGGCAAACCUUGGGGACCUGAGAGGUCUUUCAGGAGGGUUGAAUGGGCUAAACGGAUCACCCAUGAUAGAUGGAGGAGAUUUCGAUGGUGCCAAGGCCUACAAAGACAGCAAAGUCUGCAACAUGCUCACCAUGCAAGAAUUCCACAGGCGCUACCAUGAAGAGACAGGAAUUACCUUUGCUUCUCUCUACCCUGGUUGCAUUGCUACAACAGGCUUGUUUAGGGAGCACAUACCCUUGUUCAGGCUUCUAUUUCCACCCUUCCAGAAGUACAUCACUAAAGGCUAUGUUUCUGAAGAGGAAGCUGGGGAAAGACUUGCACAGGUUGUAAGUGAUCCGAGCCUAACAAAAUCAGGUGUUUACUGGAGUUGGAACAAGAAUUCGGCUUCAUUCGAAAACCAGCUCUCCAAAGAAGCCAGUGAUGCUGAGAAAGCACGAAAAGUUUGGGAUAUUAGUGAGAAGCUAGUUGGAUUGGCAUAAAUAAGCAUCAAAACAGAAAAUUUUCCUAAACAAUGUGCCUUUGUCUCUAAUUUGGAAAUACCCAAGAAAUGUUUUACCCUUGUAGAAAUUUUUAGUUGCAUAAGACGGUAAAAGUUCUCCCCUUUAUUUACUCUUCAA